This is a messenger RNA of Loxodonta africana (African savanna elephant), 5558 nucleotides long. It is a transcript of the gene RAB10, whose product is annotated as RAB10, member RAS oncogene family. Gene Ontology annotation, biological process: cellular response to insulin stimulus. The coding region runs from base 504 to 1106 and encodes 200 amino acids. NCBI's taxonomy places the organism in Eukaryota, Metazoa, Chordata, Mammalia, Proboscidea, Elephantidae. The record is from RefSeq and is a predicted model, not a curated record. Gene Ontology annotation, molecular function: GTP binding; GTPase activity; myosin V binding. The transcript is spliced from 6 exons. Gene Ontology annotation, cellular component: Golgi apparatus; recycling endosome; insulin-responsive compartment.
AGAGGGCACGGGGAAAAGGUGGCUCUGGCCGGGCGGCUCGGCUUCCUGUGGCUAUGUAGCUCCGCUUGUCGGCUCAGGGUCCUCCUUCGCUGCCGUCGCCGCGUUGUAGCGCGGAGUUGCUGCUCGGGAGAGAGACUGUCCCCAGCGCCGCCGCGCUCCCUCGACGGCAGAGCUUGCUCGCUCGCCCGUGGGAGCGUCCCGGCCGAGCAGCCCUGAAGGGGGAGGGGAGGCCAUUUUGUCCCGACCGACUCCCCGGAACCGGGCGGAGCGGCUGGGAAAGGCUGCGGAGCUGCAGUCCCCGCCCUUGGAGGCACCGGACACCGCCACCGUCGGGGCUGCCUCGACGAGGCCGUUCGUAGGUCGCCCGCGCCCUCUCGAGCCCUCCUUUUUCCCACGCUUGCCCGGUCUUCCGGCCUGAGAACGCCGGAGCGAGGAGUUGGCCGUGGUGAGAGGGACCGAUCCCUUGGGGCCGCCGGCGGCGAGAGCCUGAGCCGCUCCUCCCAAUGGCGAAGAAGACGUACGACCUGCUUUUCAAGCUGCUCCUGAUCGGGGACUCGGGAGUGGGGAAGACUUGCGUCCUUUUUCGUUUUUCGGAUGAUGCCUUCAAUACCACCUUUAUUUCCACCAUAGGAAUAGACUUUAAGAUCAAAACAGUUGAAUUACAAGGGAAGAAGAUAAAGCUACAGAUAUGGGAUACAGCAGGCCAGGAACGAUUUCACACCAUCACAACCUCCUACUACAGAGGAGCAAUGGGUAUUAUGCUAGUAUAUGACAUCACCAAUGGUAAAAGUUUUGAAAACAUCAGCAAAUGGCUUAGAAACAUAGAUGAGCAUGCCAAUGAAGACGUGGAAAGAAUGUUACUAGGAAACAAGUGUGAUAUGGACGAUAAAAGAGUUGUACCUAAAGGCAAAGGAGAACAGAUUGCAAGGGAGCACGGUAUUAGAUUUUUUGAGACUAGUGCAAAAGCAAAUAUAAACAUUGAAAAGGCGUUCCUCACAUUAGCGGAAGAUAUCCUUCGAAAGACCCCUGUAAAAGAGCCCAACAGUGAAAAUGUAGAUAUCAGCAGUGGAGGAGGCGUGACAGGCUGGAAGAGCAAAUGUUGCUGAGCGUUGUAUUCAUCAGUUGGCCAUCCACCACCCCGUUUUCUCUUGCUGCAAAAUAAACCACUCUGUCCAUUUUUAACCCUAAACAGAUAUUUUUGUUCCUCAUCUUAACUACCCAAUCCACCUAUUUUAUUUGUUCUUUCAUCUGUGACUGCUUGCUGACUUUAUAAUUUCCUUCAAACAGCAACAAAAAAAAUGUGUAGAAAAAUCAUGUCUGUGACUUCAUUUUUAAAUGUACUUGCUAAGCUCACCACUGCAUUUCAGUUGUAUUAUAGUCUGGUUCUUCUUAUCAACAUUAAACCUAUAGCAAUCAUUUCAACUCUAUUCUGCAAAUUGUAUAAGAAUAAAAGUUAGAAUUAACAAUUUUAUUUUGUACAACAGUGGAAUUUUCUGUCAUGGAUAAUGUGCUUGAGUCCCUAUAAUCUAUAGACAUGUGAUAGCGAAAGAAAGAAACAAACAAAAGCCAGGAAAACGCUCAUUUCGCCUUGAAUAUGUAAAUGGGGUUAAUUUUGUCCUGUGCCUUAUGUGGAAAGGAACUUCUUUGGUUUUUCUUUUUUUGUUUUGGUGGAAGCAUGUGCAGGAGACAUAUCACCCAAACAUAAACCAGUAAAAUGUUUGUGGUUUGCUUGACUGUAAUUUUCAGAGUAAUUCAUUGAGGACAAUGGAUAAUGCAGAAAUGAUAGCUUUGGUUUGCUGGGUCUCAUUUUAAGUGGCCUUGAUAUUUAAAACUAUUCCUGCCCACCAUUUCUUUUCCUUGGCCACUUUUUUGUUUCUCUCCCUCCUGCAUGCUGCUUUUUUGCUUCUCCCUCUCUCCCCAACCCAUGGUAUGAAUUAUUUAAAAAUGAAAGGGGGCAAACUGGUAGGUUUAUCAGAUUUAACACAAAAGCACUGAUUUAACUUGCUAAGUAAACUGAAAGAUGAGUUCUAACUGCCUGCUAUCAACUGUCAGUUAUGUAGUGGCUUCCCUUCAGUUGUUCUCUCCCCUAAAACUUGUCCCCAGAUUCCUUCAUUUGCUGUUCCUGCAGUUCUUCUUCCUCCCUCUUUGUUCCCCUGCUGUCUGUCCAUUGAGUUUAUGAAAUGGAAGAGUUACCUGCAUGCACUAGUGUUUGGAGGGUGUUGUGGUUUGUCUUUCUGUUAGGUGAGUAGCCUGGUCACUUUCCUAGGCUGAGUCUCUCCCAUCUGAAUCCGAGUAAUCUCCAUUUUGGCAACUCCUCUAGCAGUUUGGUAGCCCAGUAAAGGUUGUUCAAAGGAGGGGGGAAAAAAAAAAAAGAUGGGGAAGGAGGAGUGAAAUUUAUUAACAUAUUUGCCAAAUGUAUUAAGAUUUGGCCUCUGAAGAACAGUUUUUCAGUGUUGAGUUGUCUUUACCUUAAGAUUUAGAAAUCCUUUAGAAUAUUACUAAUUUGAAGACCUAUCUUGACAUCCUUUUGGGAAGUUGUAUUACCAUGGAUUUGGACAAAGGACAGCAAAAGGCUUUUCAUGUAAAAAUUAGCUUUCUCUAACCCUGUCCUUUUUUCCUUCCAUUUUUCUAGUUUUGCUUCAUGACUUAUUAGGAUAGGCUAAGCUAAGUUUGCUGCGUUGCUAGCAUCCUAACAUGACACCUUUCUUGAAAUAAUUGUGAAUAGCAUGAUUCAUUUCUAGCAGAGGCUGAGUUUCAGACAGCAGCUUCCAUUGAAAAGUCUUUCCGUGGCGUGGAGAGCAUUUUAAUGCCCUCUUGGCUCACAUAAACAACAUAGGGACACAUCUGCUGUGAAAAUCCCUGAAGUUUUGAGAUAGCGCCCUAAAAACAAUUUUAUAUGCCUCACUGGUGGUGGUUUUUAGGGUUUUCCCUCACUUGACUUUCUCAUUGUUUACUACUAGUAAAAGGAGCAUUGCCAAAUAAUCUCGAAUUUUCCACUAAAAAUAAUACUGAAAUGAUGUUAAGCUUCUCAACAAGUUUUUAGGUUAAACCUAUUGUUGUUAAAUGAACUUUUAAUGUAUUUGUUUCUUCCCUUUAUCUGGAAUGUGGUAGUAGCUUUUUUUAUUUUUAACUCUUUAAUCCUUGUUAAAUUUUAGUGACUUAAGGUUUGAGAGCUAAACACUGGGAUUUUUGAGUAACAGACUGACAGUUUUGUUUGCAUAACUAUAAUUGGCAUUGUACAUAGAAAGAAUAUGGCUACCUUUUGUUAAGUCUGCACUUUCUAAAUAUCAAAAAAGGGAAAUGGAGUAUAAAUCAAUUUUUGUAUAAUUUGUUGGAAACCUGAGUUUUAUUUGCUUAAUAUUAGGGCUUUGCCCUUUUUCUGUAAGUCUCUUGGGAUCCUGUGUAGAAGCUGUUAUCAUUAAACACCAAACAGUUAAGUCCAUUCUCUGGUACUAGCUACAAAUUCGGUUUCAUAUUCUACUUAACAAUUUAAAUAAACUGAAAUAUUUCUAGAUGGUCUACUUCUGUUCAUAUAAAAACAAAACUUGAUUUCCAGCUCUGUGGUUUGGUUUUCAUUUAUUGAGUUGAAGUUGGGUUAUUUCUGUAAAUAACACAAAGCAGCAAACUAAAUAUGGGGAGUAGAGAGAAAGGAAAUAACUUACUUAGCCUGUGGAAAACUGGGAAAGCAUUUUCAAAAAUUAUUUUUGGUAAGAAACAAUAUUUAAAAAAAAAAAAUUAUCUCUGGAACAGUAAGGUAGAAUCAUCUUGGUGUCAAAAUAAGAGACGCCCAGGCCCUAGUCAAACCCGAGUUGUGCUGAAGUCCAGCUUCAACUGAAGCCAGCUGGUGACCCAGGGCACCACAGCAGGUUCGCCAGAGGGAAGACAAAGCCUGGUUUUAGCAGUGGCUGUUGCUAAAGCGUUUCCUAGUUUUUUGUGUGAACCAUAAGCCAAAACUUUGACGUUAUAGUCUUGGGGAAAAAAAAUUAAUCUGGUAUUAAGACCUUUUCAGACAAUAAAUAUUUGUUGGUAAAAUUAGCACUGCUGGGAGGAUGAUAUGUAGAGAUUUUCUUACCUGCUGGUUCAUUCCCUGUCCCCGCUCUCCCAAUAUAUUUCUGAUAGUGUAUGUACAGCAGGGCCUAGGAAUCUGCCCUUGAAAUUGGUAUAGGAAAAUCAGACAUCGCCUCUGCCCUUAAAUUUAUGAGAUCUAGUUUAGAAAGCAAAAGUAAUACCAGGUAAGCAUAUACAAAAAACCCAUUGCUGUCAUUGAUUUCAGCUCACAGUGACUCCAUAGGAUUUCCAAGGAGCAGCUGGAGGAUUUGAAUGGUUGACCUUUUGGUUGGCAGCUGUAGCUCUAAACCACUGCACCACUAGGGCUCCCUACCGAUGCAGAGCUUUCAGAGCCCUGGUGGUGAAGUAGUUAAGAGCUCAGGCUGCUAACCAAAAGAUCGGCAGUUCAGGUCCACCAGCCACUCCUUAGAAACCCCGUGGGGAAGUUCUGCUCUGUCCUAUAGGGUCUCCAUGAGUCUGAAUCGACUCAGCGGCACGCGACAAGCAUAUACAAAAGCCAGAUAGCUGAGUUCUAGAUUUGAAGUGCUGUAUUAACAGAAGAGCACGACCAGUUGGUGGGAAUAGUUGGGUUGGCUUUUUGGGGAGGAGGAACAUGAAUUGGUUUGUAGGUGUGUAGAUUGGUUGUCCAGGGCAGAGAGGAGGGCACUGUAAGAAGGGACUACAGAAGCAAGUUAGAACUGAGUUUGGCAGAUGUGAGAAACCAGAAAUCUGGACAAUGUGAUAGGCAAUGGGGAGUCAUGAUAGGCUCUUGAGAGUGGUGAGAGCAGCGAGUUUGAGGAAGAGGAAAAACCUGGCUACAAUGAUAGCAGAGGGAAAUGCGGGGUUAAAGUUAAGGGAGAUACGUGAAGGGGAAAGACUUUCUUAUGAGGCUGUUAGAUGCUGCAGCGGUGUUCUAGGUUCUUUGUGUUAUGUCCUCAUCAACCUAGUGAAGUAGGCAUUAAUAACUCAUUUUACAAAAUACACUGUCUCAGUAAUUUGCUUAAGCUAGUGGAGCUGGCUGUUGAAACCAGGCCUGACACCAGUGUUCAUCCUGUUUUCACUUAACCAUAUGACUUUUUCAGGAUUAGGUUCUAGAGUUUGGUUAUAAUAGCCAUGAUAAACAUGUGCCACAGCAAACAAAAAUAGAAGGGUGGGGUGCAGUCUUACCUAGUUAAUGUAACCAUUUAGCCUCACCUUGUUAGGUGCCAUUUAGCCUCACCUUGUUAGGUGCCGUCGAGUUGGUUCUGACUCACAGCAACCCUGUGCACAAAAGAACAAAACAGUGAGAGGGUGGAGGGGGUUAGAAGCUGGCGAAAUGGACACGAAAAGAGAGGAGGGAGAGAGCAGGCUGUCUCAUUAGGGGGAGAGUAAUUGGGAGUGUGUAGCAAGGUGUAUAUGGGUUUUUGUGUGAGAGACUGACUUGAUUUGUAAACUUCCACUUAAAAGCACAAUAAAAAUUAUUAAAAAAAAAAAACAACACUGCCCAGCCCUGCACCAUGCUCACAAUCCUU